This is a messenger RNA of Vitis riparia (riverbank grape), 1674 nucleotides long. RefSeq names its product methyl-CpG-binding domain-containing protein 11-like. Bases 150 to 1097 code for a protein of 315 amino acids. The transcript has 3 exons. Lineage: Eukaryota; Viridiplantae; Streptophyta; Magnoliopsida; Vitales; Vitaceae. Gene Ontology annotation, molecular function: DNA binding. The record is from RefSeq and is a predicted model, not a curated record.
AUAUAUCAUCUCGAAACUCACUCUCACUCGCACAUCGUCUCGCGUAUUGUGCCUUUGGCUGGUUCGUUUCAUCAUUCGUUUGUCUUUUUUUGGGAGAGAAGCGAGAGAGAGCGGGAACUCUCGUUUAUGUGCGUCGGAGGCUCCCAAAAAUGGCGACCUCACAAGCAGAUAAGGACUUCAUGAAGGAGCAGCACAGCCCAGACGACGUCGUUUCCAUCGACCUUCCAGCUCCCCAAGGCUGGACCAAGAAGUUCACUCCAAAGAAAGGUGGGACCCCUAGGAGGAAUGAAAUAAUUUUUGUUUCACCCACAGGUGAGGAGAUCAAGAAUAGGAGCCAAUUAGAUCGGUUUCUCAAAUCUCAUCCUGGAGGUCCUUCUUGCUCUGAAUUUGACUGGGGCACAGGUGACUCUCCAAGGCGGUCUGCCAGAAUAAGUGGGAAAUCAAAGGCGACAGAGACACCAAGAACUAAGCCACCCAGGAAGAAGCAAGCAAAGUCAAAUUCAAAGGAGGGGGUAAAGGGGAAAAAUGAUGAUACCAAUGGGGAAGGUGAGGUUACUGAAAAACAAGCUGCUGCAGCUGCUGAUGGAACUGAAGCAAGUGAAGAAGUGGAAAUGAAAGAUGUUAAGGAUGUAGGGAAAAAGAGCAAAGUAGAGGUUGCUGCAGCUGAGGAUACUGAAAAUGACUCUCAGCUGAAAUCCGAUGAAAAAUUUGAUGAAAUGGACAUUGGGCAACUGCAGAAUCAGGAAGUUGAUAAUAAGACAGAUUCUGAUCCAAAGGAAGAAACUGAUGAGAAACUAGAGGGGGAGCCUGAUAUAUCACCAAAACUGGAGAGUAAGGAAGCAGUUGAUAAGACAGAGGGAAAAGAGGCUGGGAAUAAAUCACUGCCUGAACCAGGGCAGGAUGAAAAAAAGGAGGAAGAGGAGAAACAGCCAGCAGACCUGGAAGCACCAGCGAGCCUAACAGAGAAAGAGGGGGAUGUUUUAAAAGAUGCAGUUGCUGAGGUGGAUGCCAAGCUUGAAGAGAAAUGUGAGGCCAAAGUGGGACAAGAGGAGAAAGAAGCCUCAACUGAAAAGAGGGGUGAGUGGGGGAGAAGUUAGACCAGAGAAUGAGAGGCUGAGGGAGGGAGAGGAGCUGGCAAAACCAAGUGAAAGUCACACAGAGGCACCGCAUGAGCCUAAGGCAUCUCAAAUUACGUGUUGAGAUGUGUUAAAUCUUUAGCUUCCAUGUAUCGUGGGCAUAAGUUUGCAUUCCAUUAACAGUUCGUUCCUUUUAUGAGUUAGGCAUAUCUGACAAAAGCAAGACCUGUGGGUGCAAUCGCCCUGUAGGAGUGUUAGAGCGAAUGAUGGGUGGUGUGUGCUGUAUCUACAUAGUCAAAGUCGUCGUGGCCGUCAUGGUCACUGUCAUCAUCAUCUUCAAUUGUGUGUGCACUGUGCUGUAGCAUAUUACUGUGAAGUGAAGUUGGGUGAGUGGGUUAGUGGUGUUAGCAGACAUUCUUGACAUUGUGGUACUGUUGUAAUUUCAAUCCCUCAAAAGCAUGGCUCAUAUUCAAGUAUAUAUGCCUGUGAGGACAAUAUGGAAUGUCGAUUGUCGAGACUGGAAAUAAUAAUGGCGAGAUCCCUUGAGCUGAGGGCAGCUCAUUCCAAGUUUAUUAAUGGCUCCGGUCGGUUUAUGCAA